AUGACUGUUGAAAAUGGAUGUCACUGGUAUUUUGCAACUCAAUGAUUAUUGUCUCGAUUUAAUAUUACAGUUUAUGAAUACAAACGAUAGAAUCAAUUUCGCCUACACCUGUUCCAGAUUUCGAUAUGUUUUUCUUAUCUGGUCACGUCGUGGAUAUUCCAAUUUUUCUAUUAUCGGUUUCGUUGAACCCUGGGAGUUGAAAUUACUAAGUCUUAUAGCAAAAAGUGUAAGAACGCUAAAUUUUUUUGUUGAUGAUUUGGUGUGUUCAUUUAAUGACAAUUAUUCAAGUAAUAAACGCCAUAAUGCUGUUUCCAAAUUCUGCAACCUGAUCCAAGGAAUGAAAAAUCUUGAGUAUGUGAAGAUAUUGCAGAUACAUCCUCACCCGAUCGCUAAACUUUUUUUAAGAGCGCUACAGGACUUACCCAAUUUAAAGACGUUGCAUAUAUGCACUCCAAGGCGAGAGAACUUUGGUAAGUUUUAUCGUUUGGAGUACAUCUCUAUAGAUGUGGAAAUUUCUCCGAAAGUCUUACUGCAAACUUGCCGAUCUCUGACUAGAUUGAGAACUCUUCAUCUCUCUGAACAAGUGAGCAGCUCCAAUCUCAAAGAUAUUUUAGAGCAUUUGCCACUUUUACAAGAACUGAGCUUUUAUGUCGAUCGAUCCAAUAAGUGGGAUCUGUUUGCCUGCCAUCGAUAUCAAAGAAAGUCUCUUGAAGGUAUUUUUGAAUACCUGGCUAGAGAAAGAACUUUGAAAAUCCUCAUAGUCAAAGGAGAAAUCGUUGCUGUCCCUGAAGCCGAAUACCUGGCCAAUAUAAAAUCACUAAAAUCCCUGGACUGCAGUUUCACAGAUCCCGAAUUAGUGUCAUAUCUUUUGGCGCUCACAUCUUUGGAAAGCCUGCGAAUAACGUACCUACAUCCCAUAGAUAUAUCUUCGACUUAUUUGGAUAUAAUUAGGCAGUACAAGGACCUUCGCUUGCUUAGCAUCUUUGACUAUAAUAUUAAUCCUGAAUUUGUUUUGAGAGCCUCCAAAGUAUUGGAAGAUAUUGAGUCGAAGAAUACGUUACAACUAUUGAUCCACGGCCGUCGUAGCUCAGAAACGAUGAGGGAGUUUAAGGCAAAGGCCUUGGAUAGGAAUAAUCUGUUAUUUCGUUCUAUAACAGCCACUGAACUUUUUAAGUUAUUAUGAGCUUUAAAAAUAAGGGUGCUACCAAAAGAAUGCUGUUUACAACGGCUUAUUGACCUUACUUUUUGUGUUUGCAAACCACUUAAAGGAGUAACAAUAAUUAAAUAGUUCUGAUUUAAUGGUUUAUUUUAAGAUACUUUGAAGGAAAGAAUCGUUUUUGUAAUCAUUAUUAUUAGCUAAUUUAUUCUACAAGUUUUUUAAAACUAGGUAUUGUUUAUUUAUAAUAUUUUCAAAGAAACUUUAACGAGCAAAUGUAUUACGGAUUGGCUUAUCGUCUUACUUUUCCUCACAUUAAAAACGUGGGCUAAGCCUCAUAAAAAAACUCUUAAGAGAAAAUUGUUUAUUUAUUUUUGGUCCGUCCCAUUUGUAUGAAAUCCCCUGCGGUGCUCGAAGCCGAAAAAAGUUAAAAGUAAAACCGUCUUGGGGGUGGAGUGGCAUUUCCAAUUAUGCGAAACUCCGAACUGUUAAUGAAAUGUGUCAGAAACAAUUUGGUAUAAUUUUUCACUUAAAGCUAAAAACAAUUUAUAAUUAGAAAAGGCUCUUAGAACGAGAGCACAAAGACAAGGACGAAAUGAUGGCACCUGUUGGGCAAUCUGCAAAGUCGCACAAUUUUCCCUCAUUUUGCAGUGACAGUAAGCAGGGAGCAGGAAAAACAAGCAGUGAUUGCGGAUAGACAAGGACAGACUGACGGGAAAACAAAAUGGCAACUGUCGGAGACGGAAGUACGUCAAGUGUGGCGGAAGUGGGCUGCAAAAAGAAGAAUAAGUUGGCGGCCAGGAAGCGGCCAUUGUGUCCUGGCGGAGAAGAUAGGGAUGGCAGCGGAAAUGAUUGUUUCUAUUUCAGAUUUUGUCGACUGUUUGACGGCCAAACUUUUCCAUUUAUAACAGA
This is a messenger RNA of Drosophila suzukii, 2068 nucleotides long. The record is from RefSeq and is a predicted model, not a curated record. NCBI's taxonomy places the organism in Eukaryota, Metazoa, Arthropoda, Insecta, Diptera, Drosophilidae.